This is a messenger RNA of Onychostoma macrolepis, 11606 nucleotides long. RefSeq names its product guanine nucleotide binding protein (G protein), alpha z polypeptide (gene gnaz). Gene Ontology annotation, molecular function: G-protein beta/gamma-subunit complex binding; GTP binding; GTPase activity. The transcript is spliced from 3 exons. Gene Ontology annotation, biological process: adenylate cyclase-modulating G protein-coupled receptor signaling pathway. Gene Ontology annotation, cellular component: heterotrimeric G-protein complex. NCBI's taxonomy places the organism in Eukaryota, Metazoa, Chordata, Actinopteri, Cypriniformes, Cyprinidae. Bases 3750 to 4817 code for a protein of 355 amino acids. The record is from RefSeq and is a predicted model, not a curated record.
CUUGUGUGAAUUCCAUUUUAUGUAUCUACUUGCAUUAUAUCCAUUGUAUUGCACAUUUUGCGGAAAAAAAUCUUGUAAUUUCAGUCCGCUUGUUAAAUCAUGACUUUCCAAUAAUACUGUUUCUAGAUCCAAUCUGCUAAUUAUUUCAAGUGAAAAUCUCAAUAGCCAUUUAUAUAAGUAAUAUUCAUUCUGUAUCACACCUUUAAGCUAAGUUUUUAAAAAAUCACACUGUACGCAGCAGCAUAUCUGGACACCAAUUAUUUAACAGUUUAGAAUAGGUUAUUUACUAUCUGGCCAACUAAAAUUUCAGUAUGGAGAUAAAGCUCUGCAUGUCUAACAGACAUUUCUUGCUGGAUGAAGGACCAUCACCUUCAUCUCAACCUAGCUAAAACAGAACUGCUUGUAGUUUCAGCAAACCCAUCGCUUCAUCACAAUUUCAUCUUCCAGGCUCAUCAACCAUAACUCCUUCAAAAACAGCCAGAAACCUUGGAGUUGUGAUUGAUGGUAAGCUGACAUUCUCAGACCACAUUGCUAAAACUGCCCGGUCCUGCAGAUUUGCAUUAUACAAUAUUAAGAAGAUCAGGCCCUUUCUCUCAGAACAUGCUUCACAAUUCCUUGUUCAGGCCCUUGUUCUGUCCAGACUUGACUAUUGCACUGCUCUCUUGGCAGGUCUUCCAGCCAAUUCCAUCAAACCUCGACAAUUAAUCCAAAAUGCCGCUGCAAGAUUAAUCUUUAAUGAGCCGAAAAGAACGUACAUCACGCCUCUGUUCAUCAAUUUGCACUGGCUACCAAUAGCUGCUCGCAUUAAAUUCAAGGCAUUAAUGUUUGCCUGGUCGCCGUGAUUUUGCCAAGUAAGACAUGUUCCUGGAUCAACAUCUUUUGUUGAUCUUGGAUCAACAUUAUUGUCCAAAAAUAUACAUUUAACCCAAUCUCUACCCCUAAACCUAACCCUACCCAUAAUUUAUUCCUAAAAUCAGUGAGAAAUGAUAGCUGAUUAACAAGGGUGUCGAAGCACCUAACCCUGAUCAUAAGCCUAAAACUUAUAUUUCCUGAAAAGUUAUCCUUCAAUUCUGAUUGGUUGAUCGGAAUGACGUUCCAGGAUCAACAAGGAUGUUGAUCCAGGAACAUGUUGUACUUGGUGAAAUCACGCUUACCUGUUUGCUUACAGAACCACCACUGGCUCUGCACCCCUUUACCUAAAUUCAUUACUUCAGACUUAUGUGCCCUCUAGAAGCUUGAGUUCUGCAAGUGAACGACGCAUUAAAGGGGCACAAAAUCACUUUCACAGACUUUUUCAUUAACUGUUCCCAUCUGGUCGAAUGACCUGCCCAACUCAAUCCGAGCAGCUGAAUCCUUACCCAUCUUCAAGAAACGGCUAAAAACUCAUCUCUUCCAUCUUUAUUUUACCCUAUAACUCUAGCACUCUCUAUUCUAAUUUUAUUUUAUCUAUUUGUCUUCUUUUUAUAAAAAACCCCCCCCACACAUUUGACCCUCCAUCAAUUCCAUAUUUAUUCUCUAACACUAGCUUUCUUUUUUCUAUUCUAUCUACUUGUUUCUUAUAAAAAAAUAAAAUAAAACAAAACACUAGGUUUCUUUUUUCUAUAUUCUGUCUACUCGUUUUCUUAAAAAAAAAAAAAACUUUUUAUGUGUACUGCGUUAGGCUAACCAAGACUUGUAAUAGCAAUUGCAUGUUGUUGCUCUUUUGUUGGUUUUGAUUGCUUCUAAUGUCCUCAUUUGUAAGUCGCUUUGGAUAAAAGCAUCUACUAAAUGUAAAUGUAAAUGUAAAGCUUAGGAUCAAGCUUUUUCGGAAAUACUAACACGCAAAUUGUGAGUGCACAUUAGCCCAGUUUGAUGUUUGUCUUUGCGAUUUGAGGACGUGUUUGGACCUAGAAACAGUAAUGCAUGACAUUAGACUCAAACGGAUAGCAAUUCAAGCAAUCUUUUUUUUAGGUCAAAAAAAUUCACCACACAGAUUUUGCAACGGGUUCAAGUUUUUCAUGUAAAUUCGCCAUGUUGACAGAAAGCUGCUCGGUUUGACAGUUACUCCAUUGUGAGCUGUGCUUAAACAUCGCUAUACUAUUGACAAUUAACAAUUUAUUUGGCUGCAAAAUUUAGCUAAUGUGACCACACCUUUAGAUCAGUAACACUAUCAGCCUUUGCCGUCAACAUAUUGAUCGAUCAGCAGCACUUGUGGCAUAGUAUUGAUUGUUACAGAAUUUAUUGGCAAAAUGAGUGUCUGUUACCCAGUAGGGAUAGAGCUAGUGUUGCGCGUUGCUUAAAAGUCAGGUUCGUUCCUGUCUGACAACCCUUCAUAAGCAUCAUUCUGGCCAGUUUUGUGCCGCUACUCCCCCUCAUGGUCUGUGUUUACAGUGAAUAGUGAAAUCACACCCCAGCUAAGUGCAGCAGCUAGUGCUAGCGCAGAGAUAAACCUACCCCUCCCUUCAGAAAUCUGCUGUGCCUCAAAACGGCUCAUAUCUUAUCAGAGCCUGAAUUUGAACAUUACACACAACCAAAGCAUCGCUCGCAGACAGAUUAGCAACACGUCGCUCUUGAGCCUGAUCAGACCUCUUUUGUAUUUUUUAUUUGACGGCAGCUGCGGUUAAAAGGUUGUGGAGCCUGUUAGGCUCAGAACUUGAGUUUGUACACUGUUUCCCCUUCUUCAAUCUGGUUUCCCUUAAUAGACGGUUUCCCAUUAGCAGCUCUGCACUCACAUGUAUACAGAAAUGUUCACAGUACACAGACAUGCAUUGUCAGGGCAAGCAGGCCAUGUGACUGCAAACAACAGUUUUAAUAGGGGCCAGGCCAUGCCCCUACCUCUCAUGGGACCUUUUAUGACAAAAACAGAUCUGCUAUACUGUCGCCCACCAUCAAUGCCGGCCACAGCCAAAUCAAAAGUCCUCUGUUUUGGGGCUGCUAUUGACUGAAACACUGCCACUCAUUGUUUCUCCUGAUGUUUGCACUGUGGUACAACAAAGCUGUGUCCUUUGAGCAAGACAUCUAGGGUCAGUUUUGGGCCAUGAGCGUACAAAGCCUUGGACAAAUGUGAUUGUUUGAAGCUCAUCAUGUGAUGCCUUCACACUCAUUUCCAAUGCAUACGAUCCCUUCAUCCAGGCUUGACGAAACGCAUACGCCUGGAACACUCUGAACUUCAUAAACAUGGAACAUGGACCUUUAGCUGCCUUACUGGCUUAUGUAAGCAGGACGAUCUAGUACACAGACGCCCAAAACAGUCUACGAGAACUAAGGUCUGACAUUCCAUCGGACGGAAAGUGUCUGAAGAAAAUUAAAGGAGGGAGGAGUUGACAACAGAUGAAUCAGUCACAGAAAUACAGGGAAGCACACUGGACGCCAUGAGGGAGGAGAGCGAAGGAAUCUUACGGUUUCGACUUUCUCUUGAUGAACACUGAAGUCCACCUAAAGCCUGCCGUGCUCAGGGGAGAGAGUCCCCUGAUAUGAACCCCAAGUCCUUGGGAUCUGGAAUGCAAACACGCCCUUAUGCCAGGGCCUGAGUGGGUCUUCCACCAUGUCAUGGUAGCAUUGUACGCCAAAACAUCAACCCUUAAAAAAAAAUUGUAAACUGUAGACUUGAACAAUGCAUGUUGUGUAACACCAAUCUGAAAUUGGUUUCCAACAAAAACUUCCUCUAGUAUCAGCUCUACUGUAUCACCAUAUCAUUUUACAUUGCAUACAUUUACCGUCCACUCUCCCACUUCCUGGGAUUACCAGCUCAAGUCCAGGUGCAGUCAACCAUGGGGUGCCGGCAGAGUUCGGAGGAGAAGGAGGCCGCCCGGCGCUCACGUCGCAUUGAUCGACACCUCCGCUCAGAAAGCCAGCGGCAGCGGCGUGAGAUCAAACUCCUCCUGCUCGGCACCAGCAACUCCGGCAAGAGCACCAUCGUGAAGCAAAUGAAGAUCAUCCAUAGUGGAGGCUUCAACCUGGAGGCCUGCAAGGAAUAUAAGCCCCUCAUCCUCUACAAUGCCAUUGACUCGCUCACCCGCAUCAUCCGCGCCCUUGCCACCUUGAAGAUCGACUUCCACAAUGCCGAUCGGGCAUACGACGCAGUGCAACUCUUCGCCCUCACCGGGCCUGCCGAGAGCAAGGGCGAGAUCACGCCAGAGCUCCUGGGGGUGAUGAAGCGCUUGUGGGCCGAUCCAGGUGUGCAGGAGUGCUUUUGCCGCUCCAACGAGUACCACCUAGAGGACAAUACAGCCUAUUAUCUAAACGACCUGGACCGCAUUUCAGCGCCCGAGUACAUCCCAACCGUUGAGGACAUUCUGCGCUCACGUGACAUGACCACUGGCAUUGUUGAGAACAAAUUCACCUUCAAGGAGCUCACCUUCAAAAUGGUGGACGUGGGCGGUCAGCGUUCAGAAAGGAAGAAGUGGAUCCACUGUUUUGAGGGUGUGACUGCCAUUAUAUUCUGUGUGGAGCUCAGUGGCUAUGACCUCAAGCUUUAUGAAGACAACCAGACGAGCCGUAUGGCGGAGAGCCUGCGUUUGUUCGAUUCCAUCUGCAACAACAACUGGUUCACCAAUACCUCGCUCAUCCUCUUCCUCAACAAGAAGGACCUGCUGGCCGAGAAGAUCAAGCGUAUUCCGCUGACGGUCUGCUUCGCCGACUACAAGGGGCAAAACACCUACGAGGAGGCGGCCGUGUACGUGCAAAGGCAGUUUGAGGACCUCAACCGCAACAAGGAGACCAAGGAAAUCUACUCGCACUUCACUUGCGCCACUGACACCAGCAACAUCCAGUUUGUGUUUGACGCGGUGACGGACGUGAUCAUCCAAAACAAUCUCAAGUACAUUGGGCUGUGCUAGGACGAGGGGAUGGGGGAGAGGGGCGGCGGGCGAGUCAAACGGAAAAAAAACCCUGGCGAACGACGAGGCCCGCCUGUCGAUGGAUCUGAGUGCCCUCAAAAACGCUUGUUGAAACAGGAAACUCAAUUGAGGCCCAGAGGAAAGGGCUACAUGCUGCCAUCCUGCUAGAUUUAUCAAUGUCAAAAAUUUAAAGGUCAAAGAGGAUUUUACAAAGUUGGUAUAAAUGUGUUUGCACUGAACAUACGAGUAUGUAGACACACACACACAUACACCAUCGUUACGUUUCUUCACACACAACGGACUUCGGGAUCAAGUGUCAAGCACAUGUUUGACAUGGAAACACUGGAAACAGAUCUCCCCGCUCCUCUCCUCCCUGACAAACAGCAGGAAUUCCUUAAUGUCCAUGAAAGGGAUAGCUCACCCGAAAAUGUGCUCAUUUGCUCAUGUCAUUCCAAACUUGUAUGACAUUCUUUCUUCCGUGGAAAAGGAGAUGUUUAGCAGACAUACAAUGACAGUGAAAGGUGAAAAUGACAAAAUCACCAUAAACGUAACUUAAAAUUUGACUUGUGCACUUAUUAUUAAGGAAUAUCUUUUAAACCGAUAUGCACAUGUUCAAAUUUGGUGCAUCACAACUGGUGAAUUUAUACAUAUUACAGUUGAACCACGGCAGAAGAUGAUUAAAAUGAUAUGAUUUAAAAUGUGGAUUAAAACAUUUAAUUUGAUAUUAUUAUUAUUUUUAUAAGUUCACAUUUUAAAAGUGUACAGUACUUAAGUGUGUUAAGAAAAAGAGUCGUGAAAGUCUACUCUCUUUAAGUACACUUAAGUGGCCUUUUAUUUCAUUAAUAUUAUAUUAUCUGCAAGUAUAGUUUAUUUAAAAAUACACUUUUAAAAUUUGAAAAGCGCAUUCAAAAAAAUUAAGUGCAGUCUUUUCUCAAGGGAAGAAAAAAAAUUAGUUUUUGGGUCUGUCCCAAUACCCAAACUCGUGGUCUUGGCCACUGGAGAGUGAGUGCAUGUCACAGGAAGUAAGUGUGCAAGACUGUCCCAGGUCUUUAGGAAAAUUUUGGAAACUUUUUUGAAAAUUUCCAGAAAUUUGAUGGAAAAUUUCCACCUCUUUGCAACCCUAUCAUUAAUUUACAAAAUGUAAAAAUAAAAAUGUUGAGAAAAGAAAACCUUUGCGGUAUAAGUUAAAGGUGCCAUAGAAUGGAAAACUGUAUUUACCUUGGCAUAGUUAAAUAAUAACAGUUCUGUACAUGGAAAUGACAUACCGUGAGCCUCAAACACCAUUGUUUCCUCCUUCUUAUGUAAAUCUCGUGAAUAAAAAAGACCACUGAAAAACAGGCGAAUCAGAACAUAACACCGACUGUGAUGUAAAAGUCGGGAUCACUACGCCCCCAACAUUUGCAUAACGUCUACCCGCCCAUGUUCUACGCUAGCCGCCAGCCGAAUCAUCAGAAGUUCUGCAGGUAUUGUAAAGAAACAAGCGAGGACAACAGCGAAAAUGGCAGAUCAUGGAAGUAAAUGUUAUGUUCCAGGCUGUGCAGGGGAUGUGAUGUGCAGGGAUGGGUUGGUGUCUGUAUUCAGAAAGGCACGGAAAGCAAAUAACGCGUUCUAAUAAAAUAACGCGAGCCACUAAAGGGACAGGGUUAGCUUGUUAGCAGUAGUCUGUUGCAUUACAGUACAUAAGAUUUCACUUACCACAUAAACAGAGUAAGGAGAGAUGACUGAGGAUGAUGGCGAAUGAUUUACAGAUCCUGAGCACCACUUAAAAGCAUCUGAUCUUGUAAAAUGUGUGGUAACUGCCGCUCCAUAGUAUAAACAGAGCUCAUACGAUCGCGAAUCUCGAAAGCGAAAGUAAAACUAUAACAUGAUCGACCGAUAGUUCAAUGCCCCGCGUAUUAAUAGCGGCUCCCCGACAAUAUAACUGUGAGAAAAAGUAUUCAAAUAUAUAUUUUCCUCCCUGUGUUUCCUUCCUGCUGUGAGCUACUGAAAUGAGCCGCAUAGAAAAUGCCAAUCAGAGCAGAGCUCAACAUUGAGCCACACUGAGAAACAGCCAAUCAGAGCAGAGCUCAUUAUUCAUGACCCUUCCAAAUAAGCCAAUAACAAACCAUUUCAUUCCAGGGAGAAAUCCUAGGUUGUAAAUGCACAUGUAAACCCGUUUCAGAUUUUUUGCCCUUACCUAAGCCACAUACCUUCUAUGUAGAUAUCAGAGAACAAUUUAAAAUAUUGUAUCAAUGCAUUCUAUGGCCCCUUUAAGUGAAUUAGAUAUUACAUAUGAUUUGGUAGAAAAAUGGCUUUUUAUCACUUCAUUUGAGGUACCACACUGUAAAAUUGUGUUGUCUGUUAGAUAUGAACUACUGAACAGACAUUUAGAAGUUUAUUUUAAAUGUGCAAAAUAUUGAAAAUUUGUUACUAAAGAUCUGUGGGGGAAAAAAAAAAAAGUUAUUUUAACAACAGUUUCUGCUUGAAUGGAAUGGUUUCUAGUUGGUUUCUUAGUGUCAAAACAGUCCAGCCCAAUGUCUCUCAACAAUAUUAUUAAGUCUUAAAUAUUAAAGUCUUAAAGCUGUAUGCACAAUUUGUGCAUUGCAAUUGGUUAACACAAGUCAAAUCUGUCAUGGCACAUCUUGAACAUGAUUGAGAUUUGAGAAAUUAUCAGUGAGUAACGACUUAAAUUUGAAUGUUUUUCUCACACAAAUCUAUUGUAUGACUUCGUAAUAAAUUUGUAAUAUAGAUUAUAUGGACUGCUACUAUAGUACUUUUUGACAUUUCUGGCACUUAACAGCCAUUGGUCGCCAUGCACUGUCAUAGAGUGGAAAAGAGCAGCGUGAACAUUCUGUUAAACAUCUCUUUUUGCAUUCCACAGAAGAAAUAAAGACAGCUUUAAAGUGACAUGAGGGUGAGUAGAUGAUAAAAUUGUAAUCUAGGUGAACUGUUCCUUUAAGUUUUGUCUUUCUUUAUAGGGUCUUUGAUUUGCCUGAUUUAAGUAAUGCUGCUUUCGGAGAUGAUAUAAAGGGUUUAUAUGAAAAUACAAUUGUAAAUGAGAGGUUAAAAGUAUCCCGAGAGAAAGAAAAACAACAAAAAAUAAUGAUGUCAUUUGGUUUUGCUCCAAAGGUGAAAACUGCCACUGUCUGAAUAUGGAGUCAAAUGGCUUUUUUACUCACAUUCACACUGUAGUUUAUUUUUGGCUGUCUGACCCCUAGGAAUCAGUUUAUUUUCUUGUUUCUUUUUAUUCUGUUUUCCCUUUGCCUAAAAUAGGAUGUAAUCCAGAGUUUUUAGAGCAGGCAUCCUUCUUUCCAUGAGAGUGUUACACUGACGUGAGCAUUAAGUGUUUCAUAACGUUCAUUCCAGAUUCAGAGAAAAAAAUAAACAGUGCCAAUAUCAAUGUAAAUAAAAAAAGGCCCGUCAAUCAUGUCACUUUUCGGUUUUUAUGGACAAAAAAGUAUAUAUAUAUUGUAACAUUAAAUAUGCAUGGAUUUGUUACUUUGGGUUUUUGAUAAAUUAUAGUUUGAUUUGCUUUCUUAUAUUUUUAGUUUUACUAACAUGCUCCAAAAAUAUAUCAAAGUCAAACACUGUGUACGACUGUACAGUUGUUUCCUGCAAGGUAUUUAUUGAAAAGAGUUUUUUUUUUUUUUUUUCAUUUUACAUCCGGCGCAAUCUAAACUCAGAACGAAAACAUUAAAAGAGGAUUUACUCCUCGAAUUUUAACUAAAUCGGAAAAAGAGAGAAAAGAAAAUCUAUAAAAAAAAGCAGAAUCUUUCUAUUCUGGUAUCAUUUUGAGUGGACGUUGUCCACUGUAUGUGUAAAUACUAUGUGAGGUACACUUUGUGAGACAAUGAAAAAAAACAAAAACUAAAUCACUUUUUAAGAUGUAAGGCUGAUUGACAGAUUAAAGGGGUCCAUUCCGCUCCAGUCCUCCUUCUGUUCAGCUAUGACGAUGUACAACAAACCCAAAUAAGGGCUUCAGGAUUGAUUUUACAGGAUGUCCACCAAAAAAAAAAAAAAAAGAAAAAGAAACGAAGAAACAAAUAAUAAAGUUUAAAAGAACAAUAAUAGUGAAUAAAAAGAAUUAUGCAAAUGUUGUUUGUGCUGCAGGUUUGUUUCUUGUGUUGGGGUGAGUGAGGCUUCAGUAACUCUUCAUAAACUUAGUUACCCAUAAUUGCUUGUGUUUGACACUUUUUCCACAUAUACAGGCAUUAUACAGUCCAACAGUAAUGUGUAAUAAUAAUAUUUUAUAUUUAUUCAAAUGUUUAUAUAGGCAUUAACAACCACAAAAUUGUCACCCGAAAAUCAAAUUUAAAGAAACAUAUGCUUAUUUUUAAGAGCGUUAAAGGAAUAGUUAACCCCCAAAAACUAACUUACCCUCAGGCCAUUCAAGAUGUAGAUGAGCUUGUUCCUUCAUUGGAAACCAAUGGAUCCUUUGCAGUGAAUGGGUCCCACCAGAAUGAGAGUCCAAACAGCUGAUAAAAACAUCACAAUAAUUACAUUACUUCUGGCUAAAAUACGAGUCAUAUAUCCAUAAUAUUGUUUUCUCCAGUGAAGAAGUCAUCUAAUCUGAAUCAGUAGAGGACCAUUUACAAGUGAAAACAAUCCAAAACAGUUGUAAAAUAAUAUGUCUAUGUAUUUUAAUGUGAGAGGACAACAGGGGAUGGACUUUUUCACUGGAGGAAGUUUUAUUAUAGGUUAUGGACAGAAGUGAUGGUUAUAUUUUUCUUUUAUGCCAAAAAUCAGAGCAUGUUCCAUGAAGAUAUUUUGUAAAUUUCCUUCCGUAAACAUAUCAAAACUUAAUUUUUGAUUAGUAAUAUGUAUUGCUAAGGACUUCAUUUGGGUGACUUUAAAGGCAAUUUUCUCAAUAUUUUUAUUUUGUAUUUUUUUUGGUCCCACUUUAUAUUAGGUGGCCUUAACUACUAUGUGCUUACAUUUAAAUUAAUAAUUUGAUACAAUGCGCUUAUUGUGUACAUACAUGUUUUUACAUUGUACUUAUAUUUUUAAAAAUACCUAUAUGUAAUUACAUCUGUAAUUAAUUUCUGUAAUUACAUUUAUGAUUACACUGUUGACCCAUCUCUUACACCUUAACCCACCUUUAAACCUACCCAUACCACCAAACCUGUCCCUAACCUUACCCGUAUCCCACCUCAAUAGCAGCAAAAGAGUUUUGCAAUACAAUAUGACCACAAUAAGUACAUAGUACUUAUUUUUUUAUGUAAAUAAAUAGUAGUUAAGGCCACCUAAUAUAAAGUGUGACCUUUUUUUUUUUUUGCACCCUCAGAUUCCAGAUUUUCAAAUACUUGUAUCUCGGCCAAAUAUUGUCCUAUCCUAACAAACCAUAGAUCAAAGCUUAUUUAUUCAACUUUCAAAUGAUGCAUAAAUCUCAAUUUCAAAAAAUUGACCCUUAUGACUGGUUUUGUGGUCCAGGGUCAAAUUUCAGAAUUUUCACAACUCUUAUGCAAAAUAGAUUAUAUAUGAUUUUUUUACUGUAACAUGCUGAAAACAAGCCAUAUUGCUGUAACAACAUUAAGAAAAAUAGGAAUAAAAAAAAAAAGGUUCUAUACACAUUACAGUGAUGGGAACUGAGGAAAAUAUGUUAUGAAAAUAAUGCAAAAGCUUUAAUGGCCCUAAAAACGGGCUUCAUUUACUUUGUGCAAAAUAUAUUUUUUAAUUUGUUUUCUUUUGAUUUAUAUUAUAUGGCACUACUAUGUGAAUAGUUGAAUCCUGUUGGUUGAAAUACACCAUUUAUAUGUAAGAAUGCUCCUAUAAUUAGUUAAUAGUUAUGUACAGUAAUAGUAAAAACUGAUGUGGUUUAUGAAUCCAAACUUUUUUGCCUAUAUACUUUACAGUAACAGCAUUUAAUACUGUUAUAACAUGGCAUAAAUACAGUAUACUGUCUGCACUUGGAAAUAUAUUCUCUGAUAUUAUUUGCUCGAUUGACCACUAAUGCAAGACAACUUAAAUAUGGUCACCGAUACACAUUCCAAUAUGCAUGUUUUCACAGCAUCAACCGCAUUAUCAGCCACAUUAAAUUUUAAAAGCAAUAACUUGGGGCAGCUAAGUGGCCAUAUGCAUUGCCUCCAUGAUAAAUAAUUUGCACGCAUGUAUUGACUGCUGACACUGUAAUUCAAUGGCAUAUGCCGCAGGCUGAUGCAUAGCAUGUAAUCCAUGAGGAAAUUGUUUCUUCCUGCGUAAUUGUCCCUGGACAUCAGAUUCUAGGAAAUGUCUUCUCAUUUUGUCUCAAUUCAGUCCACUCAAGCAACAGUAGAAGCUCAACGCUGCUUUUAUUUAUGGUGCAUUGCACCAUGGCAAUCAACAUGCUAAUUAAUUGUGCAAUUAAAUUAUUCUUCAAUUGAUUUAUGUCUGCAGAGGGUUUGUAGUAAAAAGAACUGUGAGAGGGAGAGAUGGACGGAAGAGAAGAUGAGGGAGAAAGAGAGGCUGGAAUGAUCUCGCAUAAUGGAGCAAUUAGUGGCCAAACCCUGGAUGACCCUUUAUUGUUGUCAUUACUAACACAGCCCAUUGUUUAUCACGCCACUAAUUCUAGAGUACCAGGACGAAACAGCCUACAGAACUGACAAAAUAAAGGUUUAUGUACCAAGGAAGCAUUUUGAAUUAAUCUGUUCAAGAUACUCAGAGCUAUUCUAUCAUGUGUGGGUGCCACCUCCUCCAUUUUAUCACUAAUGUUUUUCCUGACUACACUGUACAACUCAUUAUGUAUCUACACCAUCAGAAAAAAAAUGUCUAUAAAUAUUUACAAAUCUGCUUUGAUUAAGAAUAAAUUGAGAAUACAGGACUGUUUCAAACUGA